UUUCUUCUGUCGUUCUCAGAGACACACACAGUGACAAAACCUGAUCACCGGAAAGGAAAAAAAAUCUCUGUUCAGACGACCGAAACUUCUUACCGGAGAAUGUUACGUCAGCUUCCACAAACAAUUACGGCGGACGUAACGCCGGAUUGGCUUCCCGUCGGUUGGAUUGUUCACUCUACAGUUCUAAGACGCGGUCGCCAUACUAAGACUUACACGCAACUGAGAACAGGGAAAAAGUUGUCUACCAAGGAUCAAGUUCUUGAUUACAUUCAAAUGGAGAAGAUUCGAGAGAAACGAGAAUCCGGAAUCGAGAAGAAGAAAGCAACUUUAAAAGCCUUGCAAGACAUAGAGACCGCAAUGGAAAGGCCUUGGUGGCUUCGGGAUGAAAGGCAAGCUGAGUGGAGGAUUGGUGGUUCUGUUGGUGGAGUCCCAUACAAGGAGAUGAAUGUGAAUGCACCAAAUGAUUUUAAAACCCAUUCAAAGGAGACAGUGCCAUUGGAUGAGAACACUGUGGUAUCUGAAGAUUCAUCAGGUGAAGAAUACGAAACCGGGUGUAAUGAAAUUACGUAUGUAAUUGAUGAGGAUGAAGAAGAUUUGUCAGAGGGUGAAUAUGUCGAAAAUGUGGAGAAUUGCUCCAACAUAUCUUCUAUUCCUCUACGGUCACAGCCAGAAAGAAUGCAUAAAUUUGAGUCUCGAGCAAAAACGCAGUGUGUGUUUGAAGAUGAGGAUAUGAGUAGUGACAGUGACACCAAACUUCCAGAAGCUGAAACCUCGAAAGAAGAAAAUGGUGUGGGAGAGACUGGAUCAUUAACUGUUGAAAUCAACCUGGACUGUGAACCUGCAAGUGAUAGUUUGGUAGAGAAUAAAAGUGGGACCGAAGGAAUAAGAACAAGAAACAUUGAGAUCAUUGACCUAGAGAGUGACUUGAUUCACAUAUGUGACUCAUCAAAGGUUGUUGAAGUGACUCAGGAAUCAGGAGAUACAAGUGAAGAGCCUCUUCAAGCUCAAGCUGCGCAUGAACAAGGAGAUACAAGCGAAGAGGCUCUUAAAGCUCAAGCUGCGCAUGAUCCAGGAGAUACAAGUGAAGAGCCUCUUAAAGCUCAAGCUGUGGAGAAAUCAGGAGAUAAGGGUGAAGAGAUUCUGAAUGCUCAAGCUGCGUGGGAAGAACCUGUUAAUGAGUGGAGAAGAUCGGUCUUCUUUCCAUACAGAGAAACCCCUUCACAUUCUGUACUUGUUUUUGACGAUUCUAAUGCUAGAUCAUCUGUAGAAGAUCUUAGCAACACCGUUGAGCUUGGUUCAAUCCUGCAAGAAAAGAACAUCAGUGGCUCUAAAAAGAGGAAGAAGAAUACGGAAACAUGUUCAUCUAAGAACAUCAAGAAGAAAGGCAUUGAAGCACCAACCAAAAAACUUCAGAGAGGCAAAACACCACCAAGCAAACCGCAUGGCAAGAAGGGAAGUUCGAGUGUAAACAUGGCCAAAAAACCUGAUGUUUGGCCUGAGCCAUGCCCAAACUUCCCAUUUGAACCACUCACAAGAUCAUUUCAAGUAGAGGAUGACUCGGUAAUCCGCAGGCACUUGGAGCAACAGUUUGCAGCUCCAGGAAGUGCUGAAGGGAACUUACCGUUACCUGAUUUCGGAUUGCCUAACUUCUCCAACAUCCAAAUCUCACUGAAUGAAGAACCUGCAUCCAAGAAAAAGAAGUCUCCUGAUCCUCCAUGUGUACAGGUCGAAAAUUCAAGCUUACAUAGUUGCAGUUCCAUAGGUACUAGUAUACUACAAAUAGUCGCAGGAAACUAAAGAGACACUGAGACUUGACAAAGCUUAAGCUGUUUAAAGACCUUUUGUAAGAAACCUUAAUAUGCCAUAUAUUUACUCUUUAAGUUAUUUUACUCCAA
This is a messenger RNA of Camelina sativa (false flax), 1895 nucleotides long. RefSeq lists its product as uncharacterized. NCBI's taxonomy places the organism in Eukaryota, Viridiplantae, Streptophyta, Magnoliopsida, Brassicales, Brassicaceae. The record is from RefSeq and is a predicted model, not a curated record.